Eruca vesicaria subsp. sativa (arugula) is the source of this 1294-nucleotide messenger RNA. Lineage: Eukaryota; Viridiplantae; Streptophyta; Magnoliopsida; Brassicales; Brassicaceae. The record is from the annotation of a GenBank genome assembly.
GGCUCACAUGGGAGGGAGAGGAGAGACAGUAAGAUUUGAUUGGAUAAAUAUGAAAACUAUUGGAUCUGCGUUGUUUCAAGAGUUUGAUGAUUUGAAGACGUUAACUGAUUAACGCAAAAUCAAAAAAAAAAAAAAGUCUUCCUGACUAUUUUACCUCUUAAUACGACGUUCCAAAAUCAGAAAAGGAUUUGGAAACUUGUGAUGUGAUUUGAACACCAUUUUCCAAGAGCAAAGAAGGAAGAAGAAGAAGAGACAUGGACUGGCCGCAAGUUUCCUCUAGAUCAAGUUCGCUUACUGUCGGAGAGAAAGUCUGCGCCGUCUUUAUACCUCUCUUUGCUAUUAUUGAUUUUUUCUUCUCCACCGUCGGGCAAUGCUUUGAUUGCCGCCGACGACGAUCUCCUCAAGUAUGUCACCACGUGGAUCUGGCUCGUCUUGCACAUGGAUCUCCAUUUUCAGUGAAUGAAGUAGAAGCAUUGUAUGAGUUAUUCAAGAAAUUGAGCUGUUCAAUUAUUGAUGACGGUUUGAUUCACAAGGAAGAGCUUCGGUUAGCGCUUUUCCAAGCUCCAUAUGGUGAGAACCUCUUUCUUGAUAGGGUUUUUGAUUUGUUCGAUGAAAAGAAGAAUGGUGUUAUUGAGUUUGAGGAAUUUAUCCAUGCCUUGAGUGUGUUUCAUCCCUACGCACCAAUAGAGGAGAAAAUCGACUUUGCAUUUAGGCUUUAUGAUCUAAGACAAACAGGAUUUAUAGAGCGGGAAGAGGUGCAUCAAAUGGUGGCUGCUAUUUUGAUGGAAUCUGAAAUGAUUUUGUCCGAUGAACUUUUGACUAUGAUCAUUGAUAAAACAUUUGCUGAUGCAGAUGCAGACAAAGACGGUAAAAUAAGCAAGGAGGAGUGGAAAGUGUAUGUGCUCAAGCAUCCUGCCUUGUUGAAGAAUAUGACUCUUCCUUACCUAAAGGAUGUGACGACGGCAUUCCCAAGUUUUAUAUUCAACACUGAGGUUGAAGACUGAAUCAACAACACACCGUUUUCUCUCUCUCUAUCUCACUGCUGGGGUUUUACGUAUGAAGAACAGCUUCUUUACUGUAAUUUACCCGAAUUAGUUGGUGAUCAUUGUUAGCUGUAAGUAAAAAAAAUGUGAGGCUCCGGAUAUCUUUUGAUGCACGCAUCUGUACACUGUUCCAUUGAAAGUGAUAAGCAUUACUUUUUAGUAUAUUUUUAUCUUUUGCGUCUAUGGACCAGUGAUCCAUACAUAUCUUAUGUGGAAAGUUUGGAAAAAUUAAAGGAAUAGGUCAAUGGCCA